Molecule: messenger RNA, 1149 nt
Organism: Physcomitrium patens
Lineage: Eukaryota; Viridiplantae; Streptophyta; Bryopsida; Funariales; Funariaceae
Product: histone H2AX
Cellular component (GO): nucleosome
Molecular function (GO): protein heterodimerization activity; structural constituent of chromatin; DNA binding
Source: RefSeq, a predicted model, not a curated record
AAUUCGAUGGGAAAGUCUCCUCGGUGUUCGUUGUCUUCGCCCCUCGCCAUACUUGUGUUGAGUUCUCACGCCCUCUCAGCGCUUUCUCAUUUGCGUUUCUUAGCUCUUGUAUUUGAAUCAUGUCAGGACGAGGGAAGAGCUCUGGGAAGAAGACCGUGUCUCGGUCGAGCAAGGCGGGACUUCAGUUUCCUGUUGGAAGGAUUGCGCGUUUCUUGAAGGCUGGGAAGUACGCCACGCGUGUGGGAGCCGGCGCUCCUGUGUAUCUUGCUGCUGUUCUUGAGUACCUCGCUGCUGAGGUCCUCGAGUUGGCUGGGAACGCUUCUCGGGAUAAUAAGAAGACUAGGAUUGUGCCGCGUCACAUCCAGCUCGCAGUAAGGAACGAUGAAGAGCUCAGCAGACUUCUUGGACAAGUCACUAUAGCAAACGGAGGAGUGCUGCCUAACAUUCACACUGUUCUUCUUCCGAAGAAGACCGGUGUGACCGCAGGAAAGCCCGGCAAGGCGGGCUCACCAGAGUAGGAUCGAGCUUCUUCAACGAUCGUAUACCUAGUUCUAAUGGUCACUACCUAUCAGCGCAAUCCCUGAUCCUAAUAGCAGAGUGGAUUGUCGACAGCCAGUUUCGCGGAUUCCACCCGGGGUCUUUGGUGGCAGAGCCUAUGGCACGUAACUUUUAAAUAAAGAUCGGGACGAGGCCAAAUUAGACACCUAACUGUUCGUGGAACUCUAAGGUGGCCCACCUUGGGUACACGCCUUGUCUUACCGAGGCGCAUUAGCUUCUUGAUCAAAGGUGAAGCUGGAAUUGUUCUGCCAAUACGUCAUCUGAGGCGCUGCAGAUAUUGUCUGUUUCUAAAUCAGAGAAUUUCCAUUGCAAGAUGCCUCUACUGGUGUUGUGAAGUCCUACACCAACUCAGUUUCUUCGUUUUAAAACCCUACUGGAUCUGUGGAUCAUUCCUUCAGUGGAACAAUCCCGCUUGGAAAUGGAAACAAUGUAGUAACCGUAGUUCACGGACUAAUUCCACAGGCGCAACGGAUGAUUUCUGCUCAAUGUUCAGCCUGUGAAUUUAAUCCAGCUAAGUUUUUGUAACCAUCACCAAUAUUACUGUUCUGGCAAUUAUAUAUCCUAAUUGAAUGAUUCAACCCAUUACACAUA